GCACUGUAUGAGAGACUGAUGAUGAUCACGUUCAUGAACAGCUCAGACAGUGAAGAGGAAGCCUGCAAUGAGAGAACAUCACUGAUAUCAGUGGAGAGCCCUCCUGCAGCCUCCUACCAGGAUGGCCUGCAAGCACCAGAAGCAGCAGAAACGCAGACGUACAGGAAGAGGCAUACUGGUGGCAGUUGUAGCCCUAGUGAUGCUGACAGCGGUAAUUCUGACUCAGGACUUCCAGUAAGAGACAUUGCUGUGGACAAUAAGGAGGAGGAACUGACCCUGAAAUAUGGAGCAAAGCAUGUGAUCAUGCUCUUUGUGCCUGUCACGCUGUGUAUGAUUGUUGUCGUUGCCACCAUAAAGUCAGUGCGCUUCUACACAGAGAAAAAUGGGCAGUUGAUCUACACUCCUUUCAGUGAAGAUACACCUUCUGUGGGCCAGCGUCUCCUGAACUCCGUGCUGAAUACCAUCAUAAUGAUCAGUGUUAUCAUCGUGAUGACCGUGUUCCUAGUUGUGCUGUAUAAAUAUCGUUGUUACAAGUUUAUCCACGGUUGGCUGAUACUUUCAUCACUGAUGCUGCUGUUCCUUUUCACCUACAUCUAUCUAGGCGAAGUGCUGAAGACCUACAACGUGGCUAUGGAUUACCUCACCUUGUUCUUUGUCAUCUGGAAUUUUGGAGCAGUUGGGAUGAUUUGUAUCCACUGGAAGGGUCCCUUGCACCUCCAGCAGGCCUAUCUCAUUAUGAUCAGUGCGCUGAUGGCAUUGGUUUUCAUUAAAUAUCUACCCGAAUGGUCAGCGUGGGUCAUUCUAGGAGCCAUUUCCAUUUAUGAUCUGAUCGCUGUGCUGUGUCCCAGAGGGCCAUUGAGAAUGCUGGUAGAAACUGCUCAGGAGAGAAAUGAACCUAUAUUUCCUGCAUUAAUAUAUUCUUCUGCUAUGGUGUGGACAGUAGGAAUGGCAAAGCAAGAUGCAGCAUCAAGGGGCCUUACUCAGCAGACAUGGGAUUCAGCUGACGACGUGAGAGACAUCCAUGACAAUCCUGCGUACGUGGAGUCUGAAAUCUCUGAGGCCAGGAGUCCAGCUCCAACCCAUCCAACCACUUCCUUAUUAGAGGAGCUGGAAGAGGAGGAAAGGGGUGUCAAGCUGGGCCUUGGAGACUUCAUAUUUUACAGUGUGCUUGUAGGGAAAGCAGCUGCCACUGCUAGCGGAGACUGGAAUACAACACUGGCCUGUUUUGUAGCCAUCCUUAUAGGUUUAUGCCUGACUCUUUUAUUGCUGGCUGUGUUCAAGAAAGCAUUGCCUGCUCUUCCCAUCUCCAUCACCUUUGGGUUGGUAUUCUACUUCUCAACAGACAACCUGGUGCGACCUUUCAUGGACACCCUUGCAUCCCACCAGUUGUAUAUUUAAAGGUGAAGACAGAUGAGUAGGAAGAUUUUUUUUUUUUUUU
Emys orbicularis (European pond turtle) is the source of this 1438-nucleotide messenger RNA. It is a transcript of the gene PSEN2, whose product is annotated as presenilin 2. Gene Ontology annotation, biological process: membrane protein ectodomain proteolysis; Notch receptor processing; amyloid-beta metabolic process. NCBI's taxonomy places the organism in Eukaryota, Metazoa, Chordata, Testudines, Emydidae. Gene Ontology annotation, cellular component: neuromuscular junction; mitochondrial inner membrane; Z disc. Gene Ontology annotation, molecular function: aspartic endopeptidase activity, intramembrane cleaving. The coding region runs from base 19 to 1398 and encodes 459 amino acids. The transcript has 10 exons. The record is from RefSeq and is a predicted model, not a curated record.